Messenger RNA from Penicillium alfredii, 273 nucleotides. RefSeq lists its product as uncharacterized. The transcript has a single exon. The coding region runs from base 1 to 273 and encodes 90 amino acids. The record is from RefSeq and is a predicted model, not a curated record. NCBI's taxonomy places the organism in Eukaryota, Fungi, Ascomycota, Eurotiomycetes, Eurotiales, Aspergillaceae.
AUGCCUGCAUUUCUCUCCUCCCCUCUCCCGCACCCAGAGGCGAUGGUUUCAUCCUGUGCCGUGGUCGGGGUGAAACGAGAACCAAUCGAGUCCUCGAUGCGUUGGCCCAGCAUGGUUUCAUUUGUGCGCGAAAGUGGUUCUCGUCAUCGCACCUGCAUCGGUGAGGGGCAUGAACGCGGUGCGCGUCGCGUGGGAAAAGAAAAAGUACUGGGUACCCCGGCAAUGGCAUUCUGUGGCGGGGCGGCCGAGUACCCAGUACCCGACGCGUCGUAG